This is a messenger RNA of Bicyclus anynana (squinting bush brown), 5351 nucleotides long. RefSeq names its product nitric oxide synthase-like protein (gene Nos). The transcript is spliced from 23 exons. Lineage: Eukaryota; Metazoa; Arthropoda; Insecta; Lepidoptera; Nymphalidae. Gene Ontology annotation, biological process: nitric oxide biosynthetic process. Gene Ontology annotation, molecular function: heme binding; NADP binding; nitric-oxide synthase activity. Bases 325 to 3942 code for a protein of 1205 amino acids. The record is from RefSeq and is a predicted model, not a curated record.
AGUUACCGCGUAACCUUUGAGCCAUGCGAACGCAUUCCAUGCACUGCGCACAGUAACCGGGAAAACUUUGAAAACAUAAAAAAAAACUUUAAUAACUCGACUACGUCACAACUCGAUUGGACAGCCUUUCCGUUCUUGUACCGUAAAGUUUUCUGAAGUUUGUAAACUUUUUUUUUAUACGGGUGAAAAUUCGUCUCUAGUUUCAGAAUGUGAUGCAUUUAUAAAGUGAAAAUAUUUACAUAACUUUUAAAAGGACAGUCAUGUACUUACGUUUGUUCGAAUUCGGUUGAUUUAAAAAAAAAAAGUUUUGUUUGAACCAUCAAGAUGAUGUCCCAACACUUAUCGAGCAUGUUCGAACAGCUCGGGAACUUUACAAAGAACAAUCUGACGAAUAAUAGCAAACUGGUGAAGGAGAAGGAGAAUAAGUCAAGUGCAAACCACGUAGGAGCCGGCGGAGGCGGAGGCGGGAACCAGCAGCCGUCUCCCUCCCACAAACACUGCCCGGCGCAGCCUUUGCCGCCGUUGAAGAAGCCCUGCAAGCUCAGAAAUGUGUCUUCGAAGGCCGAGUCUUAUGACACUCUGUAUGGAAACAGUAUUUUGCCUACGCUAUGCAACGAGAAGUCAUGUUUGGGAAGCGUCAUGGCGAUACCUGGCCGCGGAGACGUGCCACGGAGUCCAGAAGAAGUCCUCAGCGAUGCCAAAGACUUCCUCGGACAAUACUUUGCAUCUAUCCGAAGGGCCAACACGGUAGCUCAUGAAGCUCGCUGGAAGGCGGUUCAAGAGGAGGUGGUAAAGAGUGGCACCUACCAGCUUACCACCACCGAGCUGGUGUUCGGAGCCAAGCUGGCCUGGAGGAAUGCAAGCCGCUGCAUUGGCAGGAUACAGUGGUCGAAGCUACAGGUUUUCGAUUGCCGACAAGUGACCACAACAAGUGGAAUGUUCGAAGCCCUCUGCAAUCAUAUCAAGUACAGCACAAAUAAGGGAAACAUCAGGUCAGCUAUCACCGUGUUCCCUCAACGCACAGACUGCAUGCACGACUACAGGAUAUGGAACAGCCAGUUGAUCAGCUACGCUGGCUACAAGCAACCUGAUGGGACUAUUCUAGGAGAUCCUAUGCACGCAGAGUUUACUGAGCUCUGUCUGAAGCUGGGCUGGAAGCCGCCACGUACCGCGUGGGAUAUACUGCCGCUCGUGCUGUCAGCUAACGGCAAGGAUCCCGACUACUUCGAGAUCCCUCGGGAGCUUGUGAUGGAGAUCCAUAUGACUCACCCCACACAUGACUGGUUCGAGGAGUUGCAGCUGCGCUGGUAUGCUCUGCCAGCCGUGUCCAGCAUGCGCUUCGACUGCGGAGGGAUAGAGUUCACAGCCAACGCCUUCAACGGCUGGUACAUGAGCACGGAGAUCGGCUGCCGGAACUUCUGUGACACUAAUCGGUUGAAUAUGCUUGAGAAAGUAGCAGCCAAAAUGGGCUUAGACACGCGCACCCCGGUGAACCUGUGGAAGGACAAGGCGCUGGUGGAGGUCAACGUGGCGGUGCUGCACAGCUUCCAGCAGCACAACGCCACCAUCGUGGACCACCACACCGCUUCCGAGAGCUUCAUCAAGCAUUUGGACAACGAAAACAGAUUACGAUCCGGUUGCCCAGCGGAUUGGAUAUGGAUUGUGCCACCGAUGUCUUCGUCUAUCACGCCAGUUUUUCAUCAAGAAAUGGCGCUAUACUACUUAAGGCCCGCGUAUGAAUAUCAGGAACCAGCGUGGAAGACCCAUCAAUGGCAGAAGUCAAAGCCGAUCACAGGCAAGAGGCCUAUAAAUAGAAAGUUCCACUUCAAGCAGAUUGCGCGCGCGGUGAAAUUUACAUCCAAACUCUUUGGUCGAGCACUCUCUAAGAGGAUUAAAGCAACCGUUCUGUAUGCAACCGAGACCGGCAAGUCUGAACAGUAUGCGAAGGAAUUAGGAGUUAUAUUUGGACACGCGUUCAAUGCUCAGGUCCAUUGCAUGAUGGAUUAUGACAUCACGUCCAUUGAGCACGAGGCGCUUUUAUUGGUGGUGACGUCGACUUUCGGAAACGGCGAUCCGCCAGAAAAUGGAGUCGCAUUCGGGGAACAUUUAUGUGAAAUAUUGUAUGCAGACCAAGUUGGAGAAGACACGUCUGGGUCCUCUCAGCUGCUGACACCGAAAUCCUUAAUCAAAGCGAACACCCAAAUCGAAUAUCAAAAAUACGCCGUCGGCAAUCCGAAACAACUUAGCCGAUUGGAGUCUUUGAAAGGAAGUGCAACAGACGCGACAUCAAUCGACAGUUUCGGUCCGCUGAGCAACGUCCGCUUCGCCGUAUUCGCCCUUGGCUCUAGCGCCUAUCCGAAUUUCUGCAACUUCGGCAAAUACGUGGACAAAUUGCUCGGUGACCUCGGCGGGGAACGAAUCCAUGACCUUGCCACAGGCGACGAAAUGUGCGGCCAAGAUCAGGCCUUCCGGAAGUGGGCCUCCAGUGUCUUCAACGUGGCGUGUGAGACUUUCUGUUUGGAUGAUGAUGAAACUCUGCAAGAAGCUAAGAGGGCGUUAGGAACGGUUGCACUGAGUGAGGAAACAGUGAGAUUCACAACUCCCGAAAUUAAACCACCUGGAUUACUAAACGCCUUACAAUCAGCUGUAAACAAACAGUUAACUAAAUGUGUAGUCAUGGAAAACAAAGAUUUGGGAGAUUCAUCAGCUGAAAGAUCGACAAUUUUCAUUGAUAUGGAGCCACUGGGUGAAAUCAAUUAUGAUCCCGGUGACCAUGUUGGCAUAAUGGCUUGUAAUCGUAAAGAAUUAGUUGAUACACUGCUAUCACGUUUGAAGGACGUUGACAAUCAUGAUGAACCGUUGCAACUGCAGCUUAUGAAAGAAACCCACACAUCGAGCGGUCCUGUGAAAUCUUGGGAGCCCCAUGAAAAACUACCACCGAUCACUGUGCGUGAAUUAUUCACGCGGUUCUUAGACAUUACUACACCACCAACUACUAUUCUAUUACAAUAUUUAGCUACCACAUGUGACAAUGAUGAAGAAAGAAAACAACUUAGCACGCUUGCUACGGAUCCAGCCGCUUAUGAAGAUUGGCGCCAUUACCAUUUCCCGACUCUACCAGAAGUAUUGAAUCAGUUCCAAUCAGCCAAACCCAGUGCAUCACUGCUGGCAGCCAUUUUGUCACCGCUGCAACCGAGAUUUUACUCUAUCUCCUCAUCACCGAUUGCUCAUCCAAAAAGGUUGCAUCUCACAGUUGCCAUCGUUACAUACCGAACUCGAGAUGGUGAAGGCCCCGUCCACUACGGUGUUUGCUCAAAUUAUCUCAUGGAUCGUAAGCCUGGAGAUGAAGUUUAUCUAUUCGUCAGAAGUGCGCCAAAUUUCCAUCUACCCCAUGAUUUAUCCGUUCCCCUUAUACUGAUAGGUCCGGGUACGGGUAUUGCACCUUUUAGAGGGUUUUGGCAUCAUCGCAAAGCACUUUUGAACUCUCGCACUCGUUCUAGUGCUGGACCUGUUUGGCUUUUCUUUGGAUGUCGCACGAGAACUAUGGAUUUAUAUAGAGAAGAAAAGGAACAAGCACUUAAUGAACGAGUAUUAUCUAAAGUAUUUCUAGCUUUAUCUAGAGAAAAGGAUGUUCCUAAGAUGUAUGUACAAGAGCUAGCUGAAAACGAAGGAGCUGAAAUACACGAUUUGUUAGUAAAUAAAGGUGGACACUUUUAUGUUUGUGGUGAUUGCAAGAUGGCUGAAGAUGUAAAUCAGAAGUUAAGAGGAAUAAUAAAGAAACACGGCAACAUGACUGAUGAACAAGUACAGAGUUUCAUGUUUGUGUUAAAGGAGGAAAACCGCUAUCAUGAGGAUAUCUUCGGCAUCACACUACGUACAGCCGAGGUCCAUAGCGCCUCACGAGAGUCGGCUCGCAGAAACAGAGUCGCUGCGCAACCAUGACGGCGGUCUUCAAGGUAUUAUUCCAGUCAGAACCAUGCGGUGAACCAAACAUAAAAUUUCAGUAAACACGUAAUUUAUAAUUAAUAUAAUUAAAUUUACUAUCAUCUAUAAUAUCUAAGGCUUGAAAUAUUUUGAAUUAUCUCAUCAAAUUCGAUAAAGAUUUUAUUGGUCUUCUUUGAUCCAGCUUUUACUAGGUUAGGCAAUUUUAGUAUGAGUUUCUAAUAUUCAUGAAAUUAAUGAAGUAUUGUUUCCAUAUAUUUUUUUUUUUAUUUGAAAUGAGUUUACUGUUAUUAUGUCAGUUACAAAACUUUGAGUUAAUAUGACUGAAUAAUUUUCGUUAAUCUAGGUUUUCUGGAAAAAAUAAUUUUGUAUAUUGAAAAAUAACAACCUUAUCAUGUGUUUAAGAAUUUCAUAAAAUGAUGUGAUAUAUUUUCAAUUUGAAUUUGUUGUUAUUAUGAUUUCACAUUUUAAAGCAGGGUUGAAAAUUUUACGCACAAUCGGUUUAUGUAAUUUUUAAAAGUUUCGAUGAACCAUUUAAUAAUAUAAUAUUAUGAUCUUUGAAAUGUAUUUGCUUUAUGCUUUUAGAAAGUAAUUUUCAUAACUAGCAAGUAAAAUUCCCAAAAGAUCGCGCUUUUGAAAUGAUUUCCUAUUUUGUAUUCAUCUCCGCAUUUGUGACAUUCCGAUCUUCGAUAUCAUGUAAUUAAUGUGUUUAAUUGAAAUAAAUAUGAAAUGGAAUUAUGAUGGGUAUUUUUUAUAAUGUUUUAAAUUUCAUUGUAGUUAGUAAAAGCAACGAGAGUUUUAUUUUUGUUUAAACGUUUGUGAUUGCCAAAAUGUGUACAAAAUUUUGUAGCUAGGUUAUUUUGGUCUUUGUACAUAAAAUUUAAAUUUAUUUUUACCUUUAUUCAUUCAUUAUUAAAGUCGCAUUAAUGUAAUGAAAUUAAUUUUUUAACAUCCAGAUAUAUGAAGAGAAAUAUUUUAAUGCAAUUGUUUAAUAUUAUUUUAAGAUAGAAAACGUAAAGUUUUAAGGGAUAUUAUCUUAACUACGUAAUUUCUAUUGUUCUAUCAACUACGCUGUUAGUCGUGAAUGUUAAAUUUUGUGAUCUUUUACGCUAGUCCUAAGAAAUGUAUUCAUAUUUUCUAUUAUAAUAUUUCUAAUAACUACUAUUUCUAUAUCAACAUAAAAAUGAAUUAUUGUCUUUACCAGAUAUUUACAAAUCGAAGUCUAAUUGCACAUUUGGGACUAAAAUUAAUGUUAUUAUCAGAUUUCAUAUCAAGAUAUUCGCACUAUUUCAACUAUUAUCAACAUAUUUGACUGCGCGAUAGGAACAAUUGAUAUUGCUAUUUGCGAAUAUUUGAUUAAUAAAUUGUCUGUUAUUUAUCAAAUAAAGUUCCAUAUUAUUCGGAAAUGA